GGCACAUUUUGCAUUUAUUUAUGACUUCUAGGUAGAUAUAAUAUGAUGCGAGUCGUAGGAUCCGUCUUUCUUUGUUUGUAUUAUGUGCAUAAUUUCAUGGGGACGGGAUCUUAUUGUAAUUCGAUGAUUUCGCUCCGCGACGCCUUGCGAUCUGGUUGCGCUUCGAUAAAGGUUAUAAACAUGUUACAUUUUACAUUUAAACAAGUACAUUUUGCCAGUCAUGUUAAAAGUGUUCGAUUAUCAUCGAAGUUAAAGACUUCUAAUAGUGACCAUAAUACUUGUAGUGAAAAAGAUAUAGCUAUGAAUUUUGAAGAAAUCCCAGGCCCUACGAGCUAUCCUUUAAUAGGGACGCUGCAUAAAUAUGUGCCUUUCUUUGGUGAAUACAAUGCAGAAGCGCUUGACAAAAAUGCUUGGCUGAACUGGAGACGCUAUGGCAGUCUUGCCCGGGAAAAUCCAGGUGUAAGGUUACUUCAUGUGUUUGACCCUGAAGACAUUGAGACGGUAUUCCGUCAAGAUCACCGCUACCCAGCCCGAAGGAGUCACGUGGCCAUGCUACACUAUCGCCUCAGUAAACCUAACGUUUAUAACACCGGAGGAUUGCUUUCCACCAAUGGCCCAGAAUGGUGGAGACUUAGAAGCACUCUACAAAAGAAUUUUACAAGUCCACAGAGUGUAAAGAGUCAUAUAAGCAGUACCGAUAUAGUGGUACAAGAAUUUCUGGAGUGGAUAAAAAAAAGAAAUGUUUCACAUCAUGAAGACUUUUUGCCGUAUUUAAAUAGACUGAAUUUAGAAGUUAUUGGAACCGUGGCUUUUAAUGAACGAUUUCAUGGCUUUUCUGAACAAGAACAGGAUCGUAAAUCGCGAAGCAGUAAAAUAAUUGAAGCAGCUUUUGGAUCAAACAGCGGAAUCAUGAAGUUAGAUAAGGGAUUUCUAUGGAGGUUGUUCAAAACUCCGCUUUAUAGAAAACUGGUUAACUCUCAGGAAUAUUUGGAAAAAGUAUCGUGGAAUAUAUUACUAGAAAGAGCGAACUUGUUUGUAAGUGAUAAAGAUAACGACAAUUCUCUUUUGGCGUCUUUUCUAAAGCAGUCCAACUUAGAUUUGAAGGAUAUUCUCGGAAUGAUGGUAGAUAUUCUAAUGGCAGCUAUAGACACGACCUCUUAUGCAACCAGUUUUGCUCUAUACCAUAUAAGUCGAAAUCCAGAAGUUCAGAAGAAAAUAUUUUAUGAAAUAUUUGAACACCUUCCUACGAAAGACACAAAAAUAACAGCAGAAAUGCUAUCGAAGCUUGCUUAUACCAAGAGCUGUAUCAAAGAAAGCUUGAGGCUUAAUCCGGUAUCGAUUGGCGUCGGCCGUUUGACCCAAAAGGAAUUUAUUUUAAGAGGAUAUUUGAUUCCUGAAGGAACGGUUAUAGUCACCCAAAAUAUGAUAGCAUGUCGAUUGCCACAUUAUGUUUCGGAUCCUUUAGUUUUUAAGCCGGAGCGUUGGCUGCGAGGAUCCGAGGGCUAUGAAAACUUACACCCUUUUUUAAGCCUACCAUUUGGUUUUGGGCCUCGAUCCUGUAUAGCAAGACGAUUGGCUGAACAAAAUAUGUGCAUCACUAUCGUUCGGUUGAUCCGUGAAUUUCAAAUUGAUUGGAAGGGCGGUGAGCUCGGAAUACGGACUCUACUUAUAAACAAGCCGGAUAAACCAGUAUCUUUGUCUUUUACUUCAAGAAAAGAGUAAAUAUUUAUUGAAUGACGACUAUCUAAUGUUUUCACUUAUAAUAGUAACAUAAUAUUAGGAAUUGAAUUUUGUAUGUGAAUUUGUGAAUGAUAAACUAAGCUUUGCAAUAAAAUAUAUGAAGUU
Molecule: messenger RNA, 1845 nt
Organism: Trichoplusia ni (cabbage looper)
Lineage: Eukaryota; Metazoa; Arthropoda; Insecta; Lepidoptera; Noctuidae
Gene: dib
Product: cytochrome P450 302a1, mitochondrial
Exons: 8
Coding region: 43-1722 (559 amino acids)
Molecular function (GO): iron ion binding; heme binding; monooxygenase activity
Source: RefSeq, a predicted model, not a curated record